Priapulus caudatus is the source of this 1665-nucleotide messenger RNA. RefSeq names its product solute carrier organic anion transporter family member 3A1-like. The coding region runs from base 1 to 1665 and encodes 554 amino acids. Gene Ontology annotation, cellular component: membrane. The record is from RefSeq and is a predicted model, not a curated record. NCBI's taxonomy places the organism in Eukaryota, Metazoa, Priapulida, Priapulimorpha, Priapulimorphida, Priapulidae. Gene Ontology annotation, molecular function: protein binding. Gene Ontology annotation, biological process: transmembrane transport; sodium-independent organic anion transport. The transcript has 8 exons.
AUGCGUGCGCCCACCGCCGCUCUGCGCGACGCGGAGGCGACGCGCGCGCCCUCCGACGACGAAUGCGGCCUCGUGUGUCGGCCGCGAUGGGCGCGCCACCUAGCGAGUCUGCAGCUGUUCAUGCUCACGUACAGCGUCGUGUGGCUGGCGCAUGGCGGGUUUUACGCCUACCUUGUCGGCUCCAUCACGACGAUCGAGCGACGUUUCCGGUUCCCGUCGCGACAGAUCGGCGUGCUCAUAUCCAUCAACGAAUUCUUCCACGUGGCUCUCGUCGUCUUCGCGAGUUACUUCGGCGGUAAGGGACACAAACCGCGAGUGCUGGCCGCUGGCGUUCUCGUUUGCUCUGCUGGCGUGCUCGCGCUCAGUCUGCCACACUACGUCUACGGCGCCGAUCGUCGCGCCACCACCUCCGCUGACCUCAACGUGACCUCGCUUGUCGGACCGCCCGUGUGUCGGCGCGGGUGGACGGGCGGUGAUGGCGGCGGCGACGAGGACGCCGUCUGUCGGCGGGAGUCGGCGUCCAAUAGGAACGCGUAUUUCAUCAUGGCGGCCGGGAAGGCGCUUGUCGGUAUCGGCGGCUCGUCGCUGUACGCUCUCGGUACGAGUUACAUCGACGACAACGUCAGCCCCCAGAGGUCAGCACUGUACCUCGGCGUUGUCUACUCCAUGCGCACGUUCGGUCCAGUUCUUGGCAUGAUUCUCAGUGCGGUCUGCGCAGGAAUAUACGUGGUGCCAUCUGACCCUCCGCCGGACCUCACGCCGUGGGACCCACGCUGGAUCGGCGCAUACUGGCUCGGCUUUGUCAUACUCGCCGCCAUCUUGGCCGCCGUUGCCAUCCCGAUGGCGAUGUUUCCGCGUCGGUUGCCUAGCAACAAGAAGACGGCGAGGGAGGACGAUGACGUCACGACGGCGCUGGCGGGGGAGCGGGAGCACACGACGGCCGACGGUGACGUCAUCAUCAACGUCAUCGUUUCUAAACCGAAAGAGUUGCUGCACUCACUCCUGGACCUGCUGCGAAACCCUGUGUACGUGUGCGUAGCGCUCGGCGCAUGCGUCGAUCUGCACGUGGUCACGGGUUACUUCGUAUGGCUUCCUAAGUUCAUCGAGACACAGUUCAGUCAGCCUGCCUUCAGUGCAGCAAUAGUAGCAGCUCUAGCGACGCUGCUGCCCUCUUGCGUGGGUUACAUCGUCGGUGGUUUACUUAUCAAUCGGCUGCGACUCAGCUGCAAGGGCAUAAUACUCAUCGUCAUCGUCGGCAACGCCAUCUACGGCACGCUAGGUGGCGUUGUUCCGAUGUUUCUUGGCUGUGACGACGUGCCGUUUGCAGGACAUGUGGGCGCCGACGGACUUGAUGUUACAGAGCCGUGUAACGUCGAUUGUCGCUGUGAUAGCGCCACCUACAUGCCGGUAUGUGGCGCCACCGGUAUCUCGUUCUACUCGCCCUGCCACGCGGGCUGCUCGGGUAUGGCGCUGACGGAUAAUCCACUAGUACAGAACUUCACGCACUGCGCAUGCGUCGACUACGCGACGACAGGUAUGUGUAAGAAGGAGUGCGGACACUAUCGAGCGUACGUCGCCGUUACUAGCGUCAAGGAAAUCCUAGCAUCCCCGACACAGAUCGCUAUCAUCAUGGCCACCAUCAGAGAAAGUGAGCGUGAGAAAUGA